CAGUUUUAGUUCUGGGAAAUCCUAAAGAUUUCGUACUAUUUUGCAAUAUUAGGGAAAAUGCCCGGAUUGGAAAAUCUCAAAUGGUCUGAUUACUUUAAUCGAAACAUGCAAGAAGGAGUUCCUCGAGUGUAUGGAGAUUGGUUCGAUUACACAUUAGAAUGGGCAACAGAACUAAAGAAAAAUCCGACAAACAUAUUUCCGAUAUUUUAUGAAGAUUUGAAGAAGAAUUUUGCAGUAAACGUGAAGAAAUUGGGUGAAUUUCUCUGUGUGGAACGAGAUGCAUCUUUUUAUAAUGAGAUAGAACGUAAAUGUAGUUUUGAAUACAUGAAAAAGAAUAAAGUUGAUGAUUUGGUAGCAAUUGAUCCUAAAGGCCGGUCUACGUUGUAUAGGAAAGGUGAGAUUGGAGACUGGAAAAACUUAUUCACGGUUGCACAAAACAAACAAUUUGACGAACUAUUGCAAAGAAAAAUGUCUGAUUCCGCAAUACGUUUUCAAUUCGAAUAAAACUCUGUAUCUGACAACUUGAAUGCAUAAUUAUAUGUUUGUUUGAUGACAAAUGAUCGUUAAUUGUCCGGGAACAACUCAAAGUACGUCUCAACGGACACCACAUGACAUACCCGAGAGAAACAAUAUUGCGGAAAAUUAUUAUCCUAGUAAUGAAUUGUUAACGAAAGAUGGUUCUGUAACGAGUUACAAUAAAGAACCAGUGAAUAUGGUAAUAACCGAAUGGACAAAACUGAGGACUAAUUAUUUAUCCCGUAGAAUUGUACUAUAGCACGAGAUUAUAUACUGUAGACGAUGGAAAUCUUGCAUAUAUAAAAAAAAAUAAGUAACAUCUAAAGAUUCUAGAGAAGUCUUUCAUUUUUCUCGAAUAUAAUUUUUCAAUCGGGAUACACAUUGCUAUAAUACUCAACAUAUCAAAAGGACGUCAAAAUGGCCAAGUAUGACUGUAUUAAAGCAUGCAUAUUUGUACGUAAACAGCUGUUAAUUGUAUA
Messenger RNA from Mytilus californianus (California mussel), 995 nucleotides. RefSeq names its product sulfotransferase 1C2-like. The transcript is spliced from 4 exons. Gene Ontology annotation, cellular component: cytoplasm. Gene Ontology annotation, molecular function: sulfotransferase activity. The coding region runs from base 58 to 504 and encodes 148 amino acids. The record is from RefSeq and is a predicted model, not a curated record. Gene Ontology annotation, biological process: sulfation. Lineage: Eukaryota; Metazoa; Mollusca; Bivalvia; Mytilida; Mytilidae.